Aspergillus viridinutans is the source of this 1746-nucleotide messenger RNA. Its product is annotated as Clr5 domain-containing protein. The transcript is spliced from 2 exons. The record is from RefSeq and is a predicted model, not a curated record. Lineage: Eukaryota; Fungi; Ascomycota; Eurotiomycetes; Eurotiales; Aspergillaceae. The coding region runs from base 1 to 1746 and encodes 581 amino acids.
AUGCUCAACUCCGGGCACAACGCCAGUGAUGCCAGCUCCCGUCUUGUGGGGCUCCGCGAUGCCGACGAAACAAUAGGCCUGACAACAGAAGGCCCACCGAAACUGAGCGCGCCCUCGGCACCGAAAGUAUAUGCCUUACCGACAGAAUGGGAGCAGCACAAACAGAAGAUCCGCCAGCUGUACCUGGAUGAAAACAAGCCUUUGAGGGAAGUGAUGGCUAUUAUGGAUCGAGACCACGGACACUUCGGCAGUCGCACCAGCAUCAAACAGUAUAAGAACAAACUUCGAGAGUGGGGCUUCGAUACAAAGUACAAGAGACAUCAGACUUCUCGGAAGAGAAUUAAUAAGCGUCCCAGACGACAGUCCGCAGUAGCGGACCGAUGGCUGGCUUCUCUGGCGACCGACCAUUAUUCCCAAGCUUCUGACGCUCGAGGCGCGGACGACCGGCUUUUUCAAGCUACUAAUAUUCCUUUUCAAGCUAGUAAUGCUGGAAGCGCCUAUACUCAUCUUUUUGAAGCUCCCGAUGCUUCAGACGCCGUCGACUACAUCUUCCAAGCUCCCGAUGCUCAAGACGCCGACGACCAAGCUGCUGAUGUGGGACACGCCAAUACCCCGAAUACUGCGCGCCAGGUUUCGGCAGACAAUGAGGAGAACUGGCAGCUUUCUUUGCCUUUCAGACAGUCCCUCGCAUUAUCUCAGGCUGUCGGAGUACGAUCGGGUAGAUCGGCCACGCCACCAAUAUCCAUUGCGGAACGAAUCUUUUCGUUGGCUCAACGGCACAUUGAGACCUCUUUCACUUACGGCGUCUGGAAGGUGGAUAGCAGUAAUGUCUGCACGAGCAUGACAUGUACCAAAGAGGAGAUGGACUUGCCCGAGACUUAUUUCGAUCUGGUACGCUCUGCUGUCUUGCUAUUUGAGCAAGGGUCGACAAUCGAAGGGCACCAUGUCGUGUCCAAAGCAUUCGCUUUAGUCAAACCCAUCCUCAAGAGUGGGAACGUUCGAGCCCUCAACUUCUUCUGGACAUCUCUGGUAUUCCUCGUUCAGUUUGACCAAGUGAAUAUCGUUGUCAGCCUGAUCAGGUAUAUCUACGAAAUGGCCAAGGUGGUGCUCCACCCUGAGCAUCCCGUCGUGCACAUGUUCAAGCUUCUUACUCAAAUAGAUGUAUUGGAGCUCGAAUCUCUUGUGCACAACACUUGGCAGAUCACCGCCGACGCUUUCCAGAAGGAACUGCCAAAGCUGGAUCCGGAGUACGUUCGCCACCAAUGCGAUCUCAUCUUCCGCAUGUACGGCACACGGGAUGCCGCCACCGCUGAGCGACGCCUCCGUCAGCUACUCAAGGACUGCGAGGAUACGGCACGGACACUGGAGGUCAGUCACCUGACAGUCCUUAAUGCGCUCGGGUACAACUUUAUGAAUUCCAAAGACUGGGUGCAGGCCGUCAAUAUCGGCCAGAAACUUGAGGAGCGUGCUCGGCUCGCGCAGGAUAUUAAUCUGCUUGUCUACCAAAUUGGAGGCAUGGAGAUCCAGGCGCGGGCCUUCAAAGAAUUGAAAUUGAUCAUGCCAGCGGUAAAAUGCCUGAAGCAGGCGACGCCGUUGAUUGCGGAGCAGUGGGGAAGUAACGACCCCUGGCGCAUCGAGCUUAUGGUUCUGCAGCAGAAAUGGCUUCGCGAGAACGGGGAAAUUAAGGCAGCGGAUGACUUGAAAGCGGAGAUUAAGAGUAUCACCGAAAGAAUUGAUACAGACUAG